UGUCUUGUUUAUUGAUGAUAAUAUGUUUGGAAACUAUUAAAUGCGAUCUCUUGAGUGAUAUGAAGAGCGAUAUCAAGGCAUCGGCCGAUCCAGAUGUGGGCGACUUCUGGAACUGGGUUUUUGGUGACGACAACACCACUGAUGAGGGCAAGCCCUUAGAGCACAUCAAAGAGGAACUGGAGUAUCACUACGGAAUCAAUUAUGAUUUGGACAAUAAGUCGGCCGAUUUGGAACAGGAGAUGCACUUUCAUAUGUUUAAUUUACACGAUUUCGAUAAAAAUAAAUUAUUGGAUGGUUUGGAAUUGCUGUCAAUGAUGGACAGACACGAGAACAGCCAUCACUCGCAUUCAACUACUCAUUCAAUCGAUCAGAACAUAGCAAUUGUCGAUAUGUUGUUACGGACUGACGAUACAAAUAAUGACGGAUUCUUGGAUUACAAUGAGUUUAAAAGCGCUAAAUCUAAGCAUAAUAUAAAGGGCUUAAGGGUUUAGUCAAUAGUAAACAAAAUAUUGAAAUUUCUUUCAGAGAAAAGCAAUAAAAUGUAGUAAAAUAUAAACCGAAAUUAAAUCUUGAAAAUACGAGUGGAGUUAUGAGUGUAUGGCAAAAGUGGGUUUCCUAAGGAUUUUUGACAUUUUUCCGUUGCUGUUGAUA
Messenger RNA from Oppiella nova, 651 nucleotides. The record is from the annotation of a GenBank genome assembly. NCBI's taxonomy places the organism in Eukaryota, Metazoa, Arthropoda, Arachnida, Sarcoptiformes, Oppiidae.